Messenger RNA from Thyridium curvatum, 1500 nucleotides. RefSeq lists its product as uncharacterized. The coding region runs from base 1 to 1500 and encodes 499 amino acids. Lineage: Eukaryota; Fungi; Ascomycota; Sordariomycetes; Thyridiales; Thyridiaceae. The record is from RefSeq and is a predicted model, not a curated record. Gene Ontology annotation, molecular function: protein binding. The transcript has a single exon.
AUGGCAUCACGCGCCGAGUCCUCAGAUGAUGCGCGCAUCGGCCAGGGUACUUGGAAAGCCAAUAGACGCGAAGCCAAGUGUCUCUUCAAUCUACCGAACGAAGUGUUGGAACAGAUAUUCGACAAUCUAGAGACCAUUGACCGCCCUUCUCUCCUCGAUGUGAGCCGGACAUGCUGGAGGUUCAACCUUGUCGCAACCGACUUCCUGUUUCGCCGGAUCCGCAUUCACCCAGCGAAGAAUGCUGUGACCAUUCUGCGACUGAUUAACGAUCGUCCAAUAUUUGGAAAAUUGGUACGAGCCGCCUCCUUUGUCGGGAAUGACUACCCAGCUCUUGCAGUUCUCCAAGGCCGGCGCAUGCAUCCAAUGAGUCAGGAGGCGGUUAUACCUGAGGCUUUGGGACUUCUGACUGAGCGCAUCUCCCCAUCGGACAAGCAGUGGCUGCUAAAGAGGCGAAUGCCACCUCGCUAUGCCCAUCGCAUACUUCUGCUCUUGUCCCGCCUCGAGAGGGCUUACUUCAUGACAUGGAGAUCCCUCGAAUUGGUCAACCUGGCGAUAAAGGAGUCUCCGGGAACGCUCCUCCCGCAGUUGAAGAGGAUGGUGAUCUGUCAAGGAGAUAUGGAAGGCUAUCCCAGGCCCAAUGGUUUCUUCACAGCUGCACCGAACCUCACGCACCUCGAGAUACGAUUCCGCAUCAGCUUGCCCCUUGACGAUCUGCCGGUACUGCAGCACCUUGAGCACCUAAGCCUCAAUGAAUGUCACAUUACCAAAAAUGACCUACAACGACUUCUCUCGUGUUGUCCAUCACUGAGAAAGUUUGCAUACCGACACUCUUGGCUCUGGCCCCAGGUUGUUCCAGUCACUAUGGACGAGAUGAUGAUUUGUCUCGAGCCACUGAGGGAACAGCUGGUACGCCUCGACCUGGACUUUCAGCAUUGGAGAUCGCAAACUGGACCUCUGCUAACCCUUGGGAUGGAUGUCCCUUGUCUGAGCAUGAUACUCCCUCACAAUUUCCGAGAAUUCACCGCGCUCGAAGAACUUUGCCUGGACUGGCAAGCGCUUACCGCAUGUAGACGCAUCGCCAAGCUCCCAAUGUUCGGCCUCCCUGCAUACUUCUUGGAAGGCAUGCUGCCAGUUCAGCUCAAGGCUUUGGACCUUCACGGCACACUACCGCCGAAGAGACACAGUUCGGACGAGCGUUACAAACCAGAGUUCACUCCUCACGAUGCAGGAGGUCUGGAAAGCAUGUGCCCUCACAUCGAACUGGUCCGAGUGAAUGGUGGCCGCCAAAGGAGUUACGUGUGGGGACAACCGUCGCAGCACGAGCUGCCCCUCAUGUACCACCCUGACCAGUUCAUGGGGGAGGAUGAGGAUUUUGUCAUGAGAGGGAAGGGAUUGUAUGGAGCUCGCAAAGAACAGGACCCCGACUUUCACGGCGAUGCGAAGAUGAAAACGGGUCUGGUCGAGUGGUAUGAGUCAUGGAGGAGGAAAGAACGGGACUGA